This is a messenger RNA of Nematocida ausubeli, 870 nucleotides long. RefSeq lists its product as uncharacterized. The transcript has a single exon. Bases 1 to 870 code for a protein of 289 amino acids. The record is from RefSeq and is a predicted model, not a curated record. Lineage: Eukaryota; Fungi; Microsporidia. Gene Ontology annotation, cellular component: endomembrane system. Gene Ontology annotation, molecular function: acyltransferase activity.
AUGAAUAGAUUUGGGUUUAUAUUUACUUUGUGCAAGAUGGUCAUGUCGCUCUAUCUUAUUGCCUGCAUAUUCCUGCUUCUGCUUCUACAGAUUAUUACAUUUCCUAUGGUAAUAAUCAACAGAAAGUCAAUGGUUUGGGUAAUGGACUGGUACAAUAGACAUUUUGCAAGUGCAUGUCUCUUUCUUCUACGGAUAGGGAAUAAAAAUGCAAUUGAGGUUCAGUACAUAAAUGAAAAGCAGAGAAAUAAAUUAGAAGACAGACAAGAGUCUCUUUUGAUAAUAAGUAACCACAUAUGUGCAUUUGAUGGGACAUUACUUGCUAUGAUAUCUAAAAGAUUCCAGAUGAACCCUAGGUUUAUAUGCAAGAGCGAGCUAAGGUGGAUACCCGUUAUUGGAUGGGGAAUGUACCUUUCAGACUAUCUGUUUAUUAAAAGAGCAUGGAGCAUUGACUGCGAAAGAAUCAAGAAGUGGUGCACAAAGCAGUCCUCUGGCAUUUCAUUAGUUAUCUAUCCGGAAGGAACCCGCUUUACACAGUCCAAGCAAAAGGAGUCUGCAGAGUACACACAGAAAAAAGGCCUUUCCACACUUAGAAAUGUUUUGUAUCCAAGAACUAAAGGAUAUAAUUUGUGCGUGAAUAGUUUGCCUAGUCCUCCGUUUUCUGCCAUUCUUAAUGUGACAAUGGUGUAUUUAGUGAAUGGAAGGAGAGAGGAGCCUCCUUCUUUCCUAAGCUGUGUUUCUCAAAGAGUCCCAGGAAUAUUCAAAAUAAUUGUAGAGAGGGAGAGUAUUACGCAGGAUGUAAAAAAUGCAGAAUAUUUAGUCAGCAAGUUUAAAGAGAAAGACCUAAUGAUUUCUCAGUAUUGCAGUGUAUAA